UACAGAAAUAUUUUGCCUUGAAGAUUCCAUUUUAAGCUUCAGAUGCAGUGUUCUGAGACUCAGUGAACCGAUGCCCUCUCGUGACAAUGUUGAAUAUUCCCCAUUUAAUGAGUCAUUCAUUCAGCAGAUAGUGGUUAAGUACCCCUGUGUACCAGCAAGCAUCCAUGGCCAAGACAGACAUGAGCAGAGCUCUUGUACACUUGAACACUGGGAGAUGCGCAUAGUCCAUGUAGAUUGGCCCCACCUGGUCAGCGCCACCUCUUCCUUUUGGCAGUUGCCCUUAUUUGCAUCUUGCUCAGAGGUCACUUGGGCAUUUCUUAAGGCUAGAGCCCAGCCUUGCAAAGCUGUUAAAGCAACAGGUUCUGUGCCAAGGUGUGUUAAUAUUGUCCAUGCUGGAUUUUGUUAGCGUGUGGCCACUUUUAAAAUGCUGCCUGGUAGAAAGACUGCAAAUAGCCAUGACCACCUUGCUGAAUUGGAUGUGAUUUUUACCUCCCCCUAACUUCAUAUGUAUCCAUCUGUAUCAUUAACUGUGAGAAAAUAACCAAAGCAUUACUUAGUCUCCACAACUCUAAAUAUAUCCAUGUAUUAAAGUGAUCUUGUCUAUGUUCUGAAUGUGAUGCUUUCAUUUAUGCCUAAAUUGUGAUGAAUAUGUAUUAUUUCAAUGAAGUCUGUGCUUUCCCUAGAAAAUGCUGAUUCAAUCCAACUUUACUAAUUUGAUUGCAUUCAAAUCCAUGCUACUUCAAACUGUCUUAAUUUGAAGAAAGCAGAAUUCUUACAGGAGAAAACAGAGUGAAUUAAAUUGUCUCAUUCUUUUAUCAUUCUGCUUGGCUGCCCCUAAGUUAUCUUUAAAGAAUGAGAUCUGUGAAAAUUUGAGUUCUCUUGCAUAAUUUGCUAAACAUUAAAGGGGUUUUUUUUUUUUUUUAGAUGCUAGUUGAGGUGCUGUGGACUGAACCUUCCUGGAAUGCGUGUGACGUCCUCUGAGUUCCACUUUGUGUUUAGCUCCCGUUUGCCAUUCUUGUUGGAGUCUUUGCAUCCUGCCUGUGCUCACUUAGUUCUUUCCCUCUGUGAGCUAGCAGAGGCUGAGUGGCACUCGUUCACAGAGGUGCACAUUAGGGAUGCUCAGUGGGUCAAGUCUGUACAACUUUCCCACGUGGGAAACACUUGGAGUCCCUAGCGUUUCAGAUGAGGGAAACAGCCUGUAUGCAAAGACGCCUGUGAAGUAGUGCUCCUUGUUCUCAGCUGUAACACUGAAAUCUCAAUGUCAAAUAUGUUGGAAACGAUAAGUGAACUCAGUUGUUAUUAAAUGUUGUCUUUCUUGGCAGAGUUUCCAGUAUGGCUUCUGCAUCAGCUCCUAAAUGUAAUUCACACACCUCAGACAAUGAACCUCUUCAGAGUAUGUCUCAAGAUGGAGUCAAUUGUGAUCCCAGUGAGGCUGUUCCUCGACUUCCAGGAGAAACACUGAUUACUGACAAAGAAGUUAUUUACAUAUGUCCUUUCAAUGGCCCCAUUAAGGGAAGAGUUUACAUCACAAAUUAUCGUCUUUAUUUGAGAAGUUUGGAAACGGAUUCCACUCUAAUAUUUGAUGUGCCUCUUGGUGUCAUAUCAAGAAUUGAAAAAAUGGGAGGAGCAACAAGUAGAGGAGAAAACUCCUAUGGUCUAGAUAUUACUUGUAAAGACAUGAGAAACCUGAGAUUCGCCUUGAAACAGGAAGGUCACAGCAGACGAGAUAUGUUUGAAAUCCUCACGAAAUAUGCCUUUCCUCUGGCCCACAGCCUGCCACUCUUUGCAUUCUUAAAUGAAGAAAAGUUUAAUGUCGAUGGAUGGAUGGUUUAUAAUCCAGUGGAGGAAUACCGAAGGCAGGGUUUGCCUAAUCACCAAUGGAGAAUAACUUUCAUCAACAAGUGCUAUGAACUCUGUGAGACUUACCCUGCCCUGUUGGUGGUUCCAUACCGGGCCUCAGAUGAUGACCUCAGGAGAGUCGCAGCUUUUCGAUCCCGAAACCGAAUCCCAGUGCUCUCCUGGAUUCAUCCUGAAAACAAAAUGGUCAUCGUGCGCUGCAGCCAGCCUCUUGUUGGUAUGAGUGGUAAACGGAAUAAGGAUGAUGAGAAGUAUCUCGACGUCAUCAGGGAAACUAACAGACAGAUUUCUAAGCUCACAAUUUAUGAUGCAAGACCUAGUGUAAAUGCUGUGGCCAACAAGGCAACAGGAGGAGGAUAUGAAAGUGAUGAUGCAUAUCAUAAUGCUGAACUUUUCUUCUUGGACAUUCACAAUAUUCAUGUUAUGCGGGAAUCUUUAAAAAAGGUCAAAGACAUUGUUUAUCCUAAUGUAGAAGAAUCUCAUUGGUUGUCAAGUUUGGAGUCUACUCAUUGGCUUGAACAUAUCAAGCUUGUUUUAACGGGAGCCAUUCAAGUGGCGGACAAAGUUUCUUCAGGGAAAAGCUCGGUGCUUGUGCACUGCAGUGACGGCUGGGACAGGACAGCUCAGUUGACGUCGCUGGCCAUGCUGAUGUUGGACAGCUUCUACAGAAGCAUCGAAGGCUUUGAAAUAUUGGUACAAAAGGAGUGGAUCAGUUUCGGACAUAAGUUUGCAUCUCGUAUAGGUCAUGGUGAUAAAAAUCAUGCAGAUGCUGACCGAUCUCCAAUUUUUCUCCAGUUUGUUGAUUGUGUGUGGCAGAUGUCAAAGCAGUUCCCUACAGCUUUUGAAUUCAAUGAGCGAUUCUUAAUUACAAUUCUGGAUCACCUGUAUAGCUGCCGCUUUGGUACUUUCUUACUCAACUGUGAAUCUGCUCGGGAAAAACAGAAAGUUGCAGAAAGAACUGUUUCUUUAUGGUCACUGAUAAAUAGCAAUAAAGAAAAGUUCAAAAACCCUUUCUAUACUAAAGAAUUCAAUCGAGUUUUAUAUCCAGUUGCCAGUAUGCGUCACUUGGAACUCUGGGUGAAUUAUUACAUUAGAUGGAACCCCAGAAUCAAGCAACAGCCCAAUCCAGUGGAGCAGCGGUACAUGGAGCUCCUGGCUCUGCGCGACGACUACAUCAAGCGGCUGGAAGAACUGCAGCUCGCCAACUCUUCCAAGGUUCCCAGUGCCUCCACCUCACCCUCCAGCCCUUCACAAAUGGUGCCUCAUCUACAGACUCACUUCUGACAGCUCCUAAUAAAGGACUUUGAGUCUGGGCGUCUGUACAAAGUAGGUUCAAAUGUUUGCCUCUGUGUAGAACUUGAACUAACAUAAUCUUAAACUCUGGAACAUGUGCCUUCUAGAAUACAUGCAAGAACAUCACAGUGUCCACAGAGCCAUCAGAAAAAAAGGAGCCGAGGUGAGGUUUUAGGAAAACCUGACACCUUUGAAAAGCAAAUUUUCAAAGAUAAAAUUUUAAUUCAGUUGACUUCUAUGGAAGUACUGUGUGUGCAAUAUGUAUUUUGUGGGCUUAAUUGAAACAUUAUUUUAAAUUAAAGGAGGAAAAUAUGUUUGUGGAAUGAAUUUUCCUCGGGCCACUUAAAAUACUGCUUUCAACGAUCUGAAAUGAAUUCAUGUGUGAAAGAUGUGUAUUACUGCCAAAACCAAAUUGAGCUCAGCGUUAUCCAAAAGCAAGACGUUUAGAGAAUUGCCAACUACCAUGCCGUCAGAAGUAGCGGCGUACAGAGAGCUGGCUGCGUAGGUGAGUUUUUCCUUAUUUUGAAAUGUGGGCAUAUCACUCUGCCCCGUGAUUUUCAAGAGGAGCAUAUUUUUAUAUUGAAAACCAGUGAGACCCAGUUAAGUAUGAUUUGAUUUGUUCGGAAACUCUGCCAGCUGUUUCUCUACCUUCUUUCGUGGGCGUGCCUGAGAGUCGGCAUGGCCUUUGGGUUGCAGCAAAGCCCACGGGUGACUUGCUAAGGAUGUCAGGUGUGUGUUGGCACACAGGACGCAAGCUUCUGCAGCACCAUCCAGACCCGUGCUGGAGCGGCCGCCUUUGCCAUCCAUGCCCCACACGGAUGUACAGUCGCGUGGUGUUCCUGAAUCCCAGUUUAAGUGGCAUUGGGUUCCCCUUCCCCUGAGUGUGCAUACAAACUGGUUCUAUAAAUUUUUACUUGAAGUACCUGGCAGUUUGCUUUUUUUCAGGUUUUGUUUGUAGUAUUAAGCGAAAUUUUAAAUGCACAGUUCAAUUUGAUAUUUGAGCUAAUUCAUUUAGUAAGUAUAUUUGUAAAAGCUAAUGCUAGAGUUAAAAAAUGUGUUUUACAAUGAUUUGUAAAGAACUAUUUAUAGCUAAUAUGGCUUUGUUGUCAAUGGAUUAAGAGAGAUUAAAUAUAUCUUUGUAAAUUAUUUUAUGUCAUAGCUUAAUUGGUCUACCAAAUAAGACAUCUCAAAUACAGUAGUAUAAUGUAUGAAUUUUGUAAGUAUAAGAAAUUUUAUUAGACUUUCUCUUGAUUUUUGUAAACGCUGUAAAUAUUUCAUAAAUUAACAAGGUGUCACUCCGUGGAAAGAGAAAAAGAUAAUACUAAUAGCUGAAAGGAUUUUGUGAAAUAUCAUGGAAACUUUUCCAUGACGAAAAUGCCUAAAGACCUGCUGUAAUAAAUAUAUUAACUAAAACCUA
Molecule: messenger RNA, 4567 nt
Organism: Ochotona curzoniae (black-lipped pika)
Lineage: Eukaryota; Metazoa; Chordata; Mammalia; Lagomorpha; Ochotonidae
Gene: MTM1
Product: myotubularin 1
Exons: 14
Coding region: 1333-3141 (602 amino acids)
Biological process (GO): dephosphorylation; mitochondrion distribution; negative regulation of autophagosome assembly
Cellular component (GO): plasma membrane
Molecular function (GO): phosphatidylinositol-3,5-bisphosphate 3-phosphatase activity
Source: RefSeq, a predicted model, not a curated record